Molecule: messenger RNA, 1887 nt
Organism: Recurvomyces mirabilis
Lineage: Eukaryota; Fungi; Ascomycota; Dothideomycetes; Mycosphaerellales; Teratosphaeriaceae
Exons: 3
Coding region: 1-1887 (628 amino acids)
Source: RefSeq, a predicted model, not a curated record
AUGCCGCGCUGUGUGAAAAGUGGCUGGAACUGUCCUGGCUAUGCCAAACAGCAACAGUUGAUCGAGGAGGGCGUAGUUGUGACAGAUGACCGCUCGCCUACAUCAGGAUCCAACGACGACACGCCUCCGUCGAGUACUACAUCACCGAACGUCUUCACACAAUUCGCGUCACCGACUACGCCAGGCGAGAUACCUAAUCGCUCCGCCACCUCGCUCGGCUCAACGAUCGUUGGAGCUAGGUGGGGUCUACCCCGUGUAGCCAUUUCCAUCUCCCCACGGAUCUCCCCAACUUCCACCUUCCGACUCAAGAUCACAGACGUCGAACGACAUGCCUGGGACUUCUUCUACGCCACGACAUAUCCAAGUCUGCAGAUCAUAACGCCACUAGCCGGCCUCCUGCUUCCCACGAUUCAGCUGAGCUUCGAGUGCGAGCCCAUCUUCCGCGCCAUCACUGCGACUGGAAACGCACAUUCCGAUCCCGGUUCGACGUUCGAUACGUCGCUCCGACGAUGGUACGUGCAGGCAGAUAGACGGGCUUUCCAUAGGCAGUACGGACAAGCGCUAUCAUCGUUACGGGCGCAUAUGAUGAAGAAUGCGCAUGAUGAGCAAGGGCUGCAAGUCGUGCUGGGCUCGUGUUUGCUGCUUGUCUUGUACAAUAUCUUGGAGGAGCAAGCGAGUGAUGCCAAAGCACAUUUAGGACUUGGGCUACGGAUCCUGCAAGAACGCUCGCCCAACGAGAAGAUCGUGGGCCAUCCCAUUGUUCCUCCUCCGGGACCUUUUGCACGCCCGGUUCUCGAAGUCUUCAAAACUAUGCUGGAAGAGGAUGCCACGCUCGAGUCUGCGACGGCACUCUAUCAACCGCCCGACGACAGCUCUCUAACUAUUUCCAACGACUUCCCCAACCUCGCCGAAGCACGGGUAAAUCUGGAUGGCUUAAGAAGCAUGUACGAGCAACUUCAGAAGCAGCUAAUGGAUAUAGCGAGAGAUCGUGUAGCGGAGUUGUCCGGUGAUUCUGCCUCACAUGCUGUGACCUCUUGCCUGACGGUCUGUAUGGCCAAGACUAUGAACCUUGAUGAGCAUGUUGUCUUGCAGGCUCGCAUGCAACGGCUCAAGAAUGACUUGGACGCCUGGUCGAACCACUUCGCCCGCUUACUUGCGAAGUCUGGUGAAGUCAGUGGUCGUGCACCACUACUCCUGCAAAUCCAGCAUUUCGCUACCAGCUUCAGUCUCUACAAUCUACGAAACACUAUCGAGGUCGACACCGACCUCUGGCACGCGCACUUCAAGUCCGUCGUGGGCUGGUGCAAGGAGUUCAUCCACCUGACUGCCACGAACCUACUAUACUGGAUGCAAGAUCCGAGCAAACCUCGCACCGAGACACAACAUGGAGGUUGGUCAGCCGAGAUGCGCGUUCUGCCUGCUUUGUACCUUGUUGGUACCAAGUGCCGAAAUGUUGAAGUGCGACGACAAGCAAUGGAUCUUUUGAAUACGGCGGAUCGACGCGAGGGCAUACAUCAUAGUGCUGUGCUUGGAAGAAUUGUCGGUGCGGUUAUGGAUGUGGAGAUGCAGCUUGCAAGAUCGAUGCAGGAGCGAGAACCAUCUUUAGACAAAGAAGUGACACAACCGGGACAUUUCGAUGAAGCCGUACCAGAGGCAGCGCGCUUCUCAGAGGUCAUUGUUGGUGGUGGAGAGGGCCCGCCACCCUUUGUCAAGUUGUGCUGCAGUAGGAUUCUACCAAGUCUUAAGGAGGGUUCCGGUUCUUGGGUCGAGAUCAGUGAGUGGCGGGCUGAUUCCAGACCUUUCGUGAUGAAGAAGAUGGGCAGUCAGAUCAGUGACCUCGGUCAGAAUGUGAGGCAGCCGAGGACAUUCUGGGCACGGGAUCAAUGA